GGUACGCCAUACUGCAGGCCAUCAUGGAGAAGGCGGGUCAGAACAGCUGGCAGGUGAGCGCCAUAUGCGUGGAGAACUUCGACGAUGCUGCCUACCGCCGGCUCCUGGAGGACCUGGACCGACGGCAGGAGAAGAAGUUUGUCAUCGACCUGGAGGCGGAGAGACUCACCAACAUGCUGGAGCAGGUGAGAUCAGUCAGCCAAUCAGUCAUGGCAGGCAGGCAGGCAGUUAGGCGGGCAGGCAUUUAGGGAGUUAGGCAGUUAGGCAGUUAGGGAGUUAGGCAGUUAGGCAGUUAGGGAGUUAGGGAGUUAGGCAGUUAGGGAGUUAGGGAGUUAGGCAGUUAGGGAGGUAGGCAGUUAGGGAGUUAGGCAGUUAAGGAGUUAGGGAGUUAGGGAGUUAGGGAGUUAGGCAGUUAAGAAGUUAGGCAGUUAAGGAGUUAGGGAGUUAGGCAGUUAGGGAGUUAGGCAGUUAGGGAGUUAGGCAGUUAGGGAGUUAGGCAGUUAGGGAGUUAGGGAGUUAGGGAAGUAGGCAGUUAAGGAGUUAGGCAGUUAGGGAGUUAGGCAGUUAGGGAGUUAGGCAGUUAAGGAGUUAGGGAGUUAAGGAGUUAGGUAGUUAGGGAGUUAGGCAGUUAAGACGUUAGGCAGUUAGGGAGUUAGGCAGUUAGGGAGUUAGGGAGUUAGGCAGUUAAGAAGUUAGGCAGUUAAGGAGUUAGGGAGUUAGGCAGUUAGGGAGUUAGGGAGUUAGGCAGUUAGGGAGUUAGGGAGUUAGGCAGUUAAGAAGUUAGGCAGUUAAGGAGUUAGGGAGUUAGGCAGUUGGGGAGUUAGGGAGUUAGGCAGUUAGGGAGUUAGGGAGUUAGGGAGUUAGGCAGUUAAGAAGUUAGGCAGUUAGGCAGUUAGGGAGUUAGGCAGUUAGGCAGUUAAGAAGUUAGGCAGUUAAGGAGUUAGGGAGUUAGGCAGUUAGGGAGUUAGGGAGUUAGGCAGUUAGGGAGUUAGGGAGUUAGGCAGUUAGGGUGUUAGGGAGUUAGGCAGUUAGGGAGUUAGGCAGUUAGGGAGUUAGGCAGUUAAGGAGUUAGGGAGUUAAGGAGUUAGGUAGUUAGGGAGUUAGGCAGUUAAGACGUUAGGCAGUUAGGGAGUUAGGCAGUUAGGGAGUUAGGCAGUUAGGGAGUUAGGGAGUUAGGCAGUUAAGAAGUUAGGCAGUUAAGGAGUUAGGGAGUUAGGCAGUUAGGGAGUUAGGGAGUUAGGCAGUUAGGGAGUUAGGGAGUUAGGCAGUUAAGAAGUUAGGCAGUUAAGGAGUUAGGGAGUUAGGCAGUUGGGGAGUUAGGGAGUUAGGCAGUUAGGGAGUUAGGGAGUUAGGCAGUUAAGAAGUUAGGCAGUUAGGCAGUUAGGGAGUUAGGCAGUUAGGCAGUUAAGAAGUUAGGCAGUUAAGGAGUUAGGGAGUUAGGCAGUUAGGGAGUUAGGGAGUUAGGCAGUUAGGGAGUUAGGGAGUUAGGCAGUUAAGAAGUUAGGCAGUUAAGGAGUUAGGCAGUUAGGCAGUUAGGGAGUUAGGGAGUUAGGCAGUUAGGGAGUUAGGGAGUUAGGCAGUUAAGAAGUUAGGCAGUUAAGGAGUUAGGGAGUUAGGCAGUUAGGGAGUUAGGCAGUUAGGGAGUUAGGCAGUUAGGGAGUUAGGCAGUUAGGGAGUUAGGGAGUUAGGGAAGUAGGCAGUUAAGGAGUUAGGCAGUUAGGGAGUUAGGCAGUUAGGGAGUUAGGCAGUUAAGGAGUUAGGGAGUUAAGGAGUUAGGUAGUUAGGGAGUUAGGCAGUUAAGACGUUAGGCAGUUAGGGAGUUAGGCAGUUAGGGAGUUAGGGAGUUAGGCAGUUAAGAAGUUAGGCAGUUAAGGAGUUAGGGAGUUAGGCAGUUAGGGAGUUAGGGAGUUAGGCAGUUAGGGAGUUAGGGAGUUAGGCAGUUAAGAAGUUAGGCAGUUAAGGAGUUAGGGAGUUAGGCAGUUGGGGAGUUAGGGAGUUAGGCAGUUAGGGAGUUAGGGAGUUAGGGAGUUAGGCAGUUAAGAAGUUAGGCAGUUAGGCAGUUAGGGAGUUAGGCAGUUAGGCAGUUAAGAAGUUAGGCAGGUUAAGGAGUUAGGGAGUUAGGCAGUUAGGGAGUUAGGGAGUUAGGCAGUUAGGGAGUUAGGGAGUUAGGCAGUUAGGGUGUUAGGGAGUUAGGCAGUUAGGGAGUUAGGCAGUUAGGGAGUUAGGCAGUUAAGGAGUUAGGGAGUUAAGGAGUUAGGUAGUUAGGGAGUUAGGCAGUUAAGACGUUAGGCAGUUAGGGAGUUAGGCAGUUAGGGAGUUAGGCAGUUAGGGAGUUAGGGAGUUAGGCAGUUAAGAAGUUAGGCAGUUAAGGAGUUAGGGAGUUAGGCAGUUAGGGAGUUAGGGAGUUAGGCAGUUAGGGAGUUAGGGAGUUAGGCAGUUAAGAAGUUAGGCAGUUAAGGAGUUAGGGAGUUAGGCAGUUGGGGAGUUAGGGAGUUAGGCAGUUAGGGAGUUAGGGAGUUAGGCAGUUAAGAAGUUAGGCAGUUAGGCAGUUAGGGAGUUAGGCAGUUAGGCAGUUAAGAAGUUAGGCAGUUAAGGAGUUAGGGAGUUAGGCAGUUAGGGAGUUAGGGAGUUAGGCAGUUAGGGAGUUAGGGAGUUAGGCAGUUAAGAAGUUAGGCAGUUAAGGAGUUAGGCAGUUAGGCAGUUAGGGAGUUAGGGAGUUAGGCAGUUAGGGAGUUAGGGAGUUAGGCAGUUAAGAAGUUAGGCAGUUAAGGAGUUAGGGAGUUAGGCAGUUAGGGAGUUAGGCAGUUAGGGCGUUAGGGAGUUAGGCAGUUAGGGAGUUAGGGAGUUAGGCAGUUAAGAAGUUAGGCAGUUAAGGAGUUAGGGAGUUAGGCAGUUAGGGAGUUAGGGAGUUAGGGAGUUAGGCAGUUAGGGAGUUAGGCAGUUAGGGAGUUAGGGAGUUAGGCAGUUAGGGAGUUAGGGAGUUAGGCAGUUAAGAAGUUUGAGAGGCUCACCAACAUGCUGGAGUAGGUCAAUCAAUCAAUCAAUGAAUCUAUACAGUCUAAAACAGGUGACAGCUCCAUUUGGUAAAGCAAAUGACUAGAGGAUACAUUAUUCUUUCAUUUUAAUUUGAGAGCUGCAGUGGAUUUUACAGUUCUAGAGUGCUUAUUUGAAUUACGUUGAAUUAAUUAGCUGCAAACUUGAUUAAUUAAUAUUUAGUGGUACAUUCUGAGAUGGCCCAGAUUGUACCAAACGCAAUUGUGCCAUAUUUUACUAUACAGUCUCAACAUAAUCAUUCAGGUUUAGGUAUAUUCAAUCUAUUAGGUCAAAUUCUAGGAUGUUUGGAUAUCUUCUUGCGCCACUCAGUAGUCAGAGUUAUGAACCGAAUAACCCUCUUCUCUGUUUCAUAGUGUACUCAGCCGCCGUCCCCCAGGCAACCAAUAUCUCACUUUUCAAUCAUUUAAUAAAUCUCAGCUCCGGCAUCUGUCAAUGUGCUAACGACUCUGUGUGUAUGAGAGUGUGUGCGAGUCAGCAUGUGUGUUUGGUGUGCUUGUGUGUGAGCCCCAGACACACCUCCAACAGUACCCAUCGUAUCUCAGUAGGCCUCAGUACACACAACAUCUUGAACAGCAGGUCACAUCUAAUGUAUUGUUUGGUUAUUCAGCAGUAUCUCGUGUAUCCCUAGUAUCACCAGAGAUGCAUAGCUUCUUUUCAACUACCCUCCAGUGUUAUUGUUUCCAAACCGUUUUUUGGUUUCGUUCCCUGGUUAUUUAGCAAUGUCCAGAAAAAUCUGGCUAGCAUUUUUGGAGAAUGGAGCACUGCUAGUGGAAACAAAUUGUAUUUGUUAGCAGUGCAUUCAAACACAUUAGGCUACAUCUUUAAACAAACAACAAUGAAUGCUUUACAGAGCAUUUAUAAAGUUUUCAUCAUCACUACAUAGAUACUGUACCUCACAAAUCAUCUAUAAGCCAAGUCAUACUACAUGGUGACAUAAGCAACAGGGUCGCUGCUAUCCGGGACCCUUGGGACAUCCCAACUCUGACAUUACCCCAUUGAAGUUGAAAUUUAAAGUGGUUAAGGUUAGGGUUAGGUUAGGGUUAUGGUUAGGGUAAAAGUAGGGGUUAAGUUUAGGGUUAGGGUUUAACAGCUGUCUUGAGUUCAAUGUCUGUUUAGCUACUUGAGAUCUGCUUGUGUUCAAUGAAUCAAUGAACAUUCUCUGUGCCAUGCCAGGAGAAUUUUCAUAUUCCCUACUAGCUGGCCUCCGAGAGUGUCUGUCUGUCUGUCUCCUGGUGUGGCACGCAUCCGGAUGCCUACUCAUUGGUUUAGACAGUCUGCACAUCUGAUUUGACUCCCCAUGAAAGACAAUGUUGACGCGAUGCCAAGCCGCACACACUGGGGUGUCAUUCAACUGACAGCCAAUUAAGCUUGCUAAUGCUAAUCCAGUCGGGUUCACGCAACGUUUGUCGAACGUUUGUCCCUUUCCAGUCGAGUUGACUUAAUAUUUCUCUAACGUUUCUCCCUCCCUUCUCUCGCAGAUUGUCAGUGUCGGAAAACAUGUCAAAGGCUACCAUUACAUCAUGGCUAACUUGGUGAGGGAAAAAAUCAUUGCAUGUCUUGACUACACCCUUCUUCUCUCUCUCUCUCUCUCUCUCUCUCUCUCUCUCUCUCUCUCUCUCUCUCUCUCUCUCUCUCUCUCUCUCUCUCUCUCUCUCUCUCUUCUCUCUUCUCUCUCUCUCUCUCUCUCUCUCUCUCUCUCUCUCUCUCUUCUCUCUCUCUCUCUCUCUCUCUCUCUCUCUCUUUCUCUCUCUCUCUCUCUCUCUCUCUCACUCUCUCUCUCUCCCCCCCUCUCUUCACGUCUAUGUAUUUAGUAUUCAGCCCAUUUCCACAGUGACAGUGUAUUAAUGAUGUCCAGAGCAGGACAGCUCAGUGUGUGUGUGUGUGUGUGUGUAUCUGUGUGUGAGUAGUUGAGUAUGUGUGUGUGCAUCUACGUGCGUGUGUGUGCAUGCGUGAGUGACUGUGUGUGUAUGUGUGUGUGUGACAGUACUGGAGGCAUCGGAGCACUGGGCUGGGAGAGAUUACUGUUGGCACAAUCCUUCUUACUAGCCCUCUGCUGCAGAAGCAGGGCGUCGACAGAAAUCAGGCUCAGCCGGUGAUCCCAGUUCUUAGAAAAGGGGAAAAAACUGUCUGGUAUCCUUUUUUGUUGCGGUAUAACAUACAGUGUUCUGCCUCUCUCCCACUCCCUCUUUCUCUUCCUCUCUCUCUCUCCUCUGUUUAUUUCUCUCCCUCUUUCUCUUUACUUCUCUCCAUAAAUGUCUUUCUCUCCCUCUCUCUCUCUCUCGAUAUCUCUCUAUCUCUGCCCUCUGCAUACCUACAUCCAUCCCUAACUCCCCGUCUCCCCUCCCUCUCUCUCUCUCUCUCUCUCUCUCUCUCUCGAUCUCUGCCCUCUGCAUACCUACAUCCAUCCCUAACUCCCCGUCUCCCCUCCCUCCCCCCUCUCUCUCUCUCUCUCUCUCGAUCUCUGCCCUCUGCAUACCUACAUCCAUCCCUAACUCCCCGUCUCCCCUCCCUCCCCCUCUCUCUCUCUCGAUCUCUGCCCUGUGCAUACCUACAACCAUCCCUAACCUCCCGUCUCUCCUCCCUCCCCUCUCUCUCUCUCUCUCUCUCUCGAUCUCUGCCCUCUGCAUACCUACAUCCAUCCCUAACUCCCCGUCUCCCCUCCCUCCCCUCUCUCUCUCUCUCUCUCUCUCUCGAUCUCUGCCCUCUCCAUACCUACAUCCAUCCCUAACUCUCCGUCUCCCCUCCCUCUCUCUCUUUCUCUCUCUCGAUCUCUGCCCUCUGCAUACCUACAUCCAUCCCUAACUCCCCGUCUACCCUCCCUCCCCCCUCUCUCUCUCUCGAUCUCUGCCCUCUGCACACCUACAUCCAUCCCUAACUCCCCGUCUCCCCUCCCUCCCCCCUCUCUCUCUCUCUCUCGAUCUCUGCAUACCUACAUCCAUCCCUAACUCCCCGUCUCCCCCCCCCUCUCGAUCUCUGCCCUCUGCAUACCUACAUCCAUCCCUAACUCCCCGUCGCCCCUCCCUCCCCCCCCCCUCUCUCUCUCUCUCUCUCUCUCUCGAUCUCUGCCCUCUGCAUACCUACAUCCAUCCCUAACUCCCCAUCUCCCCUCCCUCCCCCCCUCUCUCUCUCUCUCUCUCUCUCGAUCUCUGCCCUCUGCCCUCUGCAUACCUACAUCCAUCCCUAACUCCCCGUCUCCCUCCCUCCCCCCUCUCUCUUUCUCUCUCUCGAUUUCUGCCCUCUGCAUACCUACAUCCAUCCCUAACUCCCCGUCUCCUCUCCCUCCCUCCCCCCUCUCUCUCUCUCUCAAUCUCUGCAUACCUACAUCCAUCCCUAACUCCCCGUCUCCCCUCCCCCCUCUCUCUCUCUCAAUCUCUGCCCUCUGCAUACCUACAUCCAUCCCUAACUCCCCAUCUCCCCUCCCUCCCCCUCUCUCUCUCGAUCUCUGCCCUCUGCACACCUACAUCCAUCCCUAACUCCCCGUCUCCCCUCCCUCCCCCCUCUCUCUCUUUCAAUCUCUGCCCUCUGCAUACCUACAUCCAUCCCUAACUCCCCGUCUCACUCCCUCCCCCCUCUCUCUCCCAGGGUUUUAAGGACAUCAACCUCGAGCGCUUCAUGCACGGCGGGGCCAACGUGUCGGGCUUCCAGCUGGUGGACUUCAGCAACCCCAUGGUCAUCAAGCUGAUGCAGCGCUGGAACAAGCUGGACCAGAGGGAGUACCCGGGCUCCGACAGCCCCCCGAAGGUAACACCCUGCCUGGGGUUAAGUCCUCUCAUCUCCUCUAAUGUCAUGCCUUUUCCCCCGUUCGCUGAAGAGCAACAGCCCCCCGAUGGUACACCAUGCCUGGGGUAAGGUCCUCUCUCCUCUCCCCUAAGGUUCUCUCCUGUAUCUCUCCUCUAAGGCUUGGGGGAUAGCACCCAUGGAGAAUUUAACAGAGCUGAGCCUGUGUCAAUACAAUUCUUCAGUAGAUAACCUCUAGUUCUGAAUCUGACUGGCUGUCUGACUGACUGUGUGCACGAUUGCUUUAGACUCUGGUCAGUCUGGUCUGGUGCAUGGGAAGGUGGCUUUAGGAUUCUACAGGACCAACUGCAGAAGUGCAGGUUAGCCUGCUAUCUCCCAUCUAGGGCAUGGUGAGGUUUACACACACACACACACACGCACUUAGAAUACCUUACAGUACCUGCUAACUGUGGUGCAGUCUCGUAGAGAAGUUCAGGCUAUGGGAUUGUGUCUCAAUCUCUUCUCUGUCUCAUACCUGUGGACUUUCUUAGUAUUGGAAUAGUUUAUCCCAAUGCCUGAGGGAGCUCCACUCUUGCUAGGGGCCAUGAGGACUGGUGCAUUUUAGCCUGCUGCACUUGAAUGCACUGGACCCCACUCUGUGAUCAGGCUUAGCUUGGCUGGGCUGGGGUGGACUACAGUGGGGUAAAGGGACAGUUCCCUGUUUUUGUAGUUCUAGCUGAUUUUCGACAUACUGAGGGUGUCGUUGUUUCAUCCAAACAAUUUUUUUAUCUUGUUUGUUGGUUAUUUAACAACGUCCAGAGUGUAGCAAGCUAAUGGAAAAGGUUAAAAAAGCCUGGGGAAAUAAAUAGCACAGUGGUUCAAUAAAUGUUUACUAGCAUGGCUUCAUGCUCCAAAAAUGCUAGCCAGAAUAUUCUGGACGUUGCUAAUUAACCAGCUAAGGAACUUAAAAUGGUUUGGAUGAAACAUCAACAAAGAAGUUGAAAAUAAGCUAAAACUUGGAAAAAAAUAUGAACUCUCCCUUUAAGGGGCUCUGCAACCAGCAGUCACCCACCACCCGGACACAUCUGUGCGUCAUGAGUCAGAAGCUCUGAGCACUGAUCUGAGCAGAAUUUCCUAGGAAUAGAUGGGAGAAGGAGGGAGGAGGGAGGGAGGGAGGGAAAGAAGGUGGGCUUUAGGGGAGAGGGAGGGGAUGGAGGGAUGAAUGGAGGGAGGGAGGGCCCUAGCUGUGAGAUUGUGAUGGACUGACCCAUUUAAGCUAUACUGCUGUGACACGCCAAGCAGUGUAUGAGUGGGUUUUUGCUCCAAUAUCCAGGCAGAUCACUCAAGAUUGACUUCAUAAUUGAACAUCUGUCCAUGGGCUCCCGAGUGGCGCAGUGGUCUAAGGCACUGCAUCUCAAUGCUUGAGGCGUCAUUACAGACCCCCUGGUUCGAUUCCAUGCUGUAUCACAACCGACCGUGAUUGGGAGUCCCAUACGGCGGCGCACAAUUUGUCCGGUGUAGGCUGUCAUUGUAAAUAAAAAUGUGUUCUUAACAGACUUCCCUAGUUAAAUCAAAUCAAAUCAAAUAAAAAUGUCCUGAGGAUGUCGGGAAAUGCUUUCAAGACUGGCCACUAGGGGCAACAGUGAGCGCUAUUUCCAUUAAGUAGGCUUGGGUUUUGCGUUGUGGACAGGGGUGGUGAAUGGGCGUAAUUCCAUGACUCCGAAUCCGAAGGUUUCGUGUUCUAUCCCAGUGGUAGACACUCAUUUUUUAUUUUAUUUUAUCCUAUCCCUUAACUUAACCAUGCCUAAACGUAAUGUUUUAAUCCUAUCCAAAACCUUAACCCUUAACUACGAAAUUUGACGUUUGGAGAAAAGGAACUGUCUUGAGAAGGAGCAGUCAAUCCAGGGUGUCAAAAACAUUUUGAAAUGUGAUGUUUGGAGCAACUUUGAAAUUUGACGUUUGGAGAAAUGUGGUAAACAUCAGAAUCUAAAGUGAAAUUGGUAAAACCGUGAGAUCAAUAUCGCCAUUCCAAUGUUCUCCCUACCAAACAGCCCCUCUGCUGUACAGUAACACCAUCCAUUGUUUUUUUAUUUUGUAAUUAGUGGAGCCCAACUGUGUUCUGGUCACAGUCUAGAUCAAGGAUGUCAAACAUACGGCCCGUGAAGGGUUUUGGUCAAAAGUAGUGCACUAUAUAGUGAAUAAACUAUUAGAAAUAUCGGUUCCAAAAUGUCCCCAUAGGAGAACCCUUUUUGGUUCCAGAUAGAACUCUUUUGUGUUCCAUGUAGAAGCUGUUUGGGAAAGGGUUCUACAUGGAACCCAAUAUGGUUCUACCUGGAACCAAAUGGUUUCUACCUGGAACCAAAAAGUGUUCUUUAAAGGGUUCUCCUAUAGUGACAGCCAAACAACUAUUUUAGGUUCUAGAUCCUUCCCAGGUCCAAGAACAAAGGCAGUAUUUCAUUAUAACCUGUAUUAUAUCACACUUUGGAUUUGUUGUGAUUCCAAAAACGAUGGAUAGGGCCCCAUAUUUAGCAAUUUUGCUGGCAAGGAAAUAUAUAACAUUUUCAGUGCGGCCCUCCGGACCUCGUUGAAGACCGAAUGCGACCCCUGGGGCAAAAUUAGUUUGACACCCCUGGUCAAAACAGCCACAACACCCUCAUCUCCCCAUUCAUAACUCCUUGGCAGGACUGUCCCUCUUUUCUAUUUACAGUUGAAGUCGGAAGUUUACAUACACUUACAGUAGCUGUUCAGGAGUCUUAUGGCUUGGCGGUAGAAGCUGUUAAGAAGCCUUUUGGACCUAGACUUGGCGCUCCGGUACCGCUUGCCGUGCGGUAGCAGAGAGAACAGUCUAUGACUAGGGUGGGUGGAGUCUUUGACAAUUUUUAGGGCCUUCCUCUGACACUGCCUGGUAUAGGUUCUGGAUGGCAGGAAGCUUGGCCCCAGUGAUGUACUGGGCCGUACGCACUACCCUCUUUAGUGCCUUGCGGUCGGAGGCCGAGCAGUUACCAUACCAGGUGGUGAUGCAACCAGUCAGGAUGCUCUCGAUGGUGCAGCUGUAUAACAUUUUGAGGAUCUGAGGACCCAUGCCAAAUCUUUUCAGUCUCCUGAGGGGGAAUAGGCUUUGUUGUGCCCUCUUCACGACUGUCUUGGUGUGUUUGGAUCAUGAUCGUUUGUUGGUGAUGUGGAUACCAAGGAACUUGAAGCUCUCAACCUGUUCCACUACAGCCCUGUUGAUGAGAAUGGGGGCAUGCUCAGUCCUCUUUUUUUUCCUGUAGUCCACAAUCAUCUCCUUUGUCUUGAUCACGUUGAGGGAGAGGUUGUUUUCCUGGCACCACACGGUCAGACCUCCUCCCUAUAGGUUGACUCAUCGUUGUCGGUGAUCAGGCCUACCACUGUUGUGUCGUCGGCAAACUUAAUGAUGGUGUUGGUGUCGUGCCUGGCCAUGCAGUCAUGGGUGAACAGGGAGUACAGGAGGGGACUGAGCAUGCACCCAUGAGGGGCCCCCGUGUUGUUACCUACCCUUACCACCAGAUGUGUUGUUACCUACCCUUACCACCUGGGGGGGGCCGUCAGGAAGUCCAGGACCCAGUUGCAGAGGGACGUGUUUAGUCCCAGGGUCCUUAGCUUAGUGAUGAGCUUUGAGGGCGCUAUGGUGUUGAACGCUGAGCUGUAGUCAAUGAAUAGCAUUCUCAAGUAGGUGUUCCUCUUGUCCAGGUGGGAAAGGGCAGUGUGGAGUGCAAUAGAGAUUGCAUCAUCUAUGGAGUGGGUCAAGGGUUUCUGGGAUAAUGGUGUUGAUAUGAGCCAUGAUCAGCCUUUCAAAGCACUUUAUGGCUACAGACUUGAGUGCUAUGUGUCGGUAGUCAUUUAGGCAAGUUAUCUUAGUGUUCUUGGGCACAGGGACUAUGGUGGUCUGCUUGAAACAUGUUGGUAUUAUAGGCUCAGUCAGGGACAUGUUGAAAAUGUCAGUGAAGACACUUGCCAGUUGGUCAGCGCAUGCUUGGAGUACACGUCCUGGUAAUCCGUCUUGCCCUGCGGCCUUGUGAAUGUUGAACUGCUUAAAAGUCUUACUCACAUCGGCUUCGGAGAGCGUGAUCACACAGUCAUCCAGAACAGCUGAUGCUCUCAUGCAUGCUUCAGUGUUGCUUGCCUCGAAGCGAGCAUAGAAGUGAUUUAGCUCAUCUGGUAGGCUCGUGUCACUCGGCAGCUCGCGGCUGUGCUUCCCUUUGUAGUCUGUAAUAGUUUGCAAGCCCUGCCACAUCCGACGAGCAUCGGAGCAGGUGUAUUGUGAUUCAAUCUUAGUCCUGUUUUGACUCUUAGCCUGUUUGUUGGUUCGUCGGAGGGCAUAGCGAGAUUUCCAUGAAAGCGGCAGCUCUACCCUUUAGCUCAGUGCGGAUGUUGUUCUGGUUGGGGUAUGUACGUACGGUCACUGUGGGGACGACGUCAUCGAUGCACUUAUUGGGGCAGUUCUUACACAGUAUGUAUUGUUGUGUAUGGGAGAUAGAGGAGAAAUGGCACCUCUCAAUCGCUCUCAUACACAACAAUACAUUUACUGUCUCUAAGCACAACCCUGCACAACCAAAAAAUACCUGUCUAUAAACCUCCCCCAGCCCCAUGACUUUGACAGAUCAUUCCUGUUAAUAGUAGCCCUUGGCAGGGGGAUUUUGUGUGUAAUGGAAGAAGGCCGACAGAAACAUGUUGUCAUUGAAAAAUAUGUGUGGUGUACUCCUCAAUGCCAUCGGAAGAAUCCCAGACAUAUUCCAGUCUGUGCUAGCAAAACAGUCCUGUAGCUUAGCAUCUGCGUCAUCUGACCACUUCCUUAUUAACCGAGUCACUGGUGCUUCCUGCUUUAGUUUUUGCUUAUAAGCAGGAAUCAGGAGGAUAGAAUUAUGGUCAGAUUUGCCAAAUGGAGGGCGAGGGAGAGCUUUGUACGCGUCUCUGUGUGUGGAGUAAAGGUGGUCUAGAGUUUUUUUUCCUUUGGUUGCACAUUUAACAUGCUGGUAGAAAUUAGGUAGAGCGGAUUUAAGUUUCCCUGCAUUAAAGUUCCCGGCCACUAGGAGCGCUGCCUCUGGAUGAGAUUUUUGCUGUUUGCUUAUGACCUUAUACAGCUCAUUGAGUGCAAUCUUAGUGCCAGCAUCGGUUUGUGGUGGUAAAUAGACAGCUACGAAAAAUAUAGAAGAAAACUCUCUUGGUAAAUAGUGUGGUCUACAGCUUAUCAUGAGAUACUCUACCUCAGGCGAGCAAAACCUCAAGACUUCCUUAGUAUUAGAUUUCGUGCACCAGCUGUUGUUUAGAAAUAUACACCGUCACCCCUUGUCUUACCGGAGUCAGCCGUUCUAUCCUGCCGAUUUAGCGUAUAUCCCGCCAGCUGUAUGUUGUCCAUGUCGUCGUUCAGCCACGACUCGGUGAAACAUAAGAUAUUACGUCCGACUCGUUGAAGAAAAAAGAUUUGUCUAAUACGAGGUGAGUAAUCGCUGUCCUGAUAUCCAGAAGCUCUUUUUGGUCAUAAGAGACGGUGGCAGAAACAUUAUGCACAGAAUAAAUUACAAAUAACGCGGAAAAAAACACACAUAAUAGCACAAUUGGUUAGAGGGUAAAAAUAAUUGAUACCAGGCCACACUAGACUAAACUCUCAGACCCCUUUUUCGCCCCUCUUGAUAUUUUCUGUCUGUCUGUCCUGUCCGAGGGAGAGAGAGAGAGAGGAAAGAGAGAGGAGAGAGAGAGAGAGAGAGCAGAGAGACGAGAGACGGAGCAGAGAGACGAGAGAGAGAGAGAGAGAGAGAAGAGAGAGAGAUGAGAGAGAGAGAGAGAGAAGAGGGAGAGGAGAGAGAGAGAGAGAGGAGAGAGAGAGAGAGAGGGGAGGAGAAAGAGAGAGAGAGAGAGAUUGAAUCUAAGUAUCCUCUCGAGAUAGAGAGUAGGGGAUGGAGGCCUAGAGAGAGAAGGAGAGAAGGGAAGGAGGAGUGAAAGGAUCUCACAGAAAUCGAGGUACGCCGCAGCACAUCGAGAGCUGACGUAUAGCAAUCCACUCCGAAACGCAACAUCGGAAUGUCAGAACCCCAACCUCCAGAAAUCUUACUUUACCUUUACUCGCACCUCUCUAUCUAACUUUCUUUCUCUACACACUCUCAAUGUACCAUAUGGCUCACACAGAAGAAAGUUUUCGACCCUAAAAAGUCCCUCCCUUUUCAUAUAUGCUUCAACUCUGUUAUCAUCGAUUUCUAGACUCAAGAAAAAAGAAGAAUAGAAAAGAAAGUAAAUAACGAACUAAUACGAACCCUCCAUACCCCCAUCCUCCCUCCCUCGUAAUCUCUCUCUCUCGUAUCUCUCUCUCUCUCUCUCUCUCUCUCUCUCUCCAUCUCUCUAUCCCCUAUGGCUCCUUUGGUCAUGUGCUCUUUUGAGCACUAUCUAAUCUGGCACCUAGUUUUGGCGAGUCAAGGCAAUGUGGAUGGGUGAUGCUUAGGCCAUGGCGGGCACAUAUCGACACACACUCACACACACACACACACACACACACACACACACACACACACACACACGCACACUCACUCACAUGCUACUGUAUAUUCUCCCUUGGGAGAGGUUAAAUAAAGCUACUCAAGCAAGAUUGUCAGCGGGAAUCACAAAUCUCAGCUGGCGUGUUGACUUGUGGAAAUUACAUUGAAGACUAUCAGCCUGACAAUUUGAAGGUUGGUGGCACCUUAAUUGGGGAGGACAGGCUCGUGGUAAUGGCUGGAGCGGAAUGAGUGGGAUGGUAUCAAAUACAGCAAACACAUGGUUCCAGCCAUUAUUAUGAGCCGUCCUCCCCUCAGCAGCCUCCACUGAAUUGGAGAGAGCAAUUUUCCCCGUUAGCUAAAUAAGCAUUUCUAUUUCUCAUGACCGUUGGUCUGUGACAGUUGGAAAAUGUGCCUCUAACAUCCAUUGUGAUUUGAUAAAAAGGGAAGAAGGAGAGCGAGAGAGGGAUGAAGCCAAAGAGUGAAACAGAGAGCGUCAAUGAGAGCACCAUAGUCCUUAUAUAGUGCACAACUUUUGACCAGAGCUCUAUGGGCCCUCUCUCUGAGUACACAUACUCUUGUAUAUACUCUUAAAAAGGGUUCUAAUAAAGGAUUAUUUUACUACAGGGACAUUUUUCAUCUGAUAAUAUACUUUGUUACAUUUUCCAUGGAAGAAGGGGUCCUUCGACUAGCCGAAGAAUCCAUUAUGGUUCCAGGUAGUUGUUGUUAAAGAGUGUAGGUACAGUAGAUAAUGUCAGUAUUAGGUUUAUACUGCCCGCUGCUCAUACACACGCACGCACACACACACACACACGCACGCACACACACACACACACACACACACACACACACACACACACACACACACACACACACACACACACACACACACACACACACACACACACACACACACACACACACACACACACACACACACACACACACACACACAACACACACACACACACACACACACACACACACACACACACACACACGUUCUCUCUCUCUCUCUCGCUCUCUCUCUCUCUCUCUCUCUCUCUCUCUCUCUCUCUCUCUCUCUCUCUCUCUCUCUCUCUCUCGCUCUCUCACAAACACACACCAUCCACUGUCUGUCAGCAGCACACUGAUUGGUAAUGCUCUGCCUGGUUCUGGCCAACCUGAUCCUCAUAUGAGCCAUGACAAGCUGGUGUGAGCGGCUACACUGUUACUGCCUUCAUCUGUAACACAUUACUGAAUCUCUCUCUCUCUCUCUAUUUCUCUCUCUCUCUCUCUCUCUCUCUCUCUCUCUCUCUCUCUCUCUCUCUCUCUCUCUCCCUCUCUCUCUCUCUCUCUCUCUCUUUCUCUCUCUUUCUCUCUAAACUUGUACUUUAUGACAAGUUUAUUGUUAGGUGGUUGCUAGUGAAUUUGGCGUGACAUGGCGAGAGAGUUAGUCACAAUGACACAAUGUACCUUGCUGCAUCACAGGCAUUAUGAAAGUACACUGCUCCAAAAAAUAAAGGGAACACUUAAACAACACAUCCUAGAUCUGAAUGAAUGAAAUAAUCUUAUUAAAUACUUUUUUCUUUACAUAGUUGAAUGUGCUGACAACAAAAUCACACAAUAAUUAUCAAUGGAAAUCAAAUUUAUCAACCCAUGGAUGUCCCAGAUGUGCUCAAUUGGAUUCAGGUCUGGGGAACGGGCGGGCCAGUCCAUAGCAUCAAUGCCUUCCUCUUGCAGGAACUGCUGACACACUCCAGCCACAUGAGGUCUAGCAUUGUCUUGCAUUAGGAGGAACCCAGGGCCAACCGCCCCAGCAUAUGGUCUCACAAGGGGUCUGAGGAUCUCAUCUCGGUACCUAAUGGCAGUCAGGCUACCUCUGGCGAGCACAUGGAGGGCUGUGCGGCCCCCCAAAGAAAUGCCACCCCACACCGUGACUGACCCACCGCCAAACCGGUCAUGCUGGAGGAUGUUGCAGGCAGCAGAACGUUCUCCACGGCGUCUCCAGACUCUGUCACGUCCGUCACAUGUGCUCAGUGUGAACCUGCUUUCAUCUGUGAAGAGCACAGGGCACCAGUGGCGAAUUUGCCAAUCUUGGUGUUCUCUGGCAAAUGCCAAACGUCCUGCACGGUGUUGGGCUAUAAGCACAACCCCUACCUGUGGACGUCGGGCCCUAAUACCACCCUCAUGGAGUCUGUUUCUGACCGUUUGAGCAGACACAUUCACAUUUAUGGCCUGCUGGAGGUCAUUUUGCAGGGCUCUGGCAGUGUUCCUCCUGCUCCUCCUUGCACAAAGGCGGAGGUAGCAGUCCUGCUGCUGGGUUGUUGCCCUCCUACGGCCUCCUCCACGUCUCCUGAUGUACUGGCCUGUCUCCUGGUAGUGCCUCCAUGCUCUGGACACUACGCUGACAGACACAGCAAACCUUCUUGCCACAGCUCGCAUUGAUGUGCCAUCCUGGAUGAGCUGCACUACCUGAGCCACUUGUGUGGGUUGUAGACUCCGUCUCAUGCUACCACUAGAGUGAAAGCACCGCCAGCAUUCAAAAGUGACCAAAACAUCAGCCAGGAAGCAUAGGAACUGAGAAGUGGUCUGUGGUCACCACCUGCAGAACCACUUCUUUGUUGGGGGUGUCUUGCUAAUUGCCUAUAAUUUCCACCUGUUGUCUAUUCCAUUUGCACAACAGCAUGUGAAAUUUAUUGUCAAUCAGUGUUGCUUCCUAAGUGGACAGUUUGAUUUCACAGAAGUGUGAUUGACUUGGAGUUACAUUGUGUUGUUUAAGUGUUCCCUUUAUUUUUUUGAGCAGUGUAUAUUUGUAAUGCCCAGUAUACAGUAGCCUGGUUGCUGUCUCUGUUCAGCUAUUACAUUCUACUCCUUGCCACUCCUGUCAUUUGCCAAAGACAGGAGUAGAAUGUUAGCUAAAAAGACUGGUACCCAGACUAUGCUGUACACACACACCCCAUCCCCCCACAACACACACCUGACGCGUCACUCCUGUUCCCCAGUACACGUCGGCUCUGACCUACGACGGCGUGAUGGUGAUGGCGGAAGCCUUCAGGAACCUGCGUAGGCAAAAGGUGGACAUCUCUCGCAGGGGUAACGCUGGGGACUGUCUGGCCAACCCUGCCGCCCCAUGGAACCAGGGUAUCGACAUGGAGCGCACCCUCAAACAGGUAACUAACACUGCACAUCAAAGCCAUUUCGGUUCAUGAAAUACCUACAGUAAGACUCAUGUGAAGGUGAAAUUAUAGAGGAGGAACUUCUGGAUGCAAUUAAAGACUUUAAGUCCGGGAAAACACCAGGGUUGGAUGCCAUACCAGUCGAGGUAUACAGUGGGGAGAACAAGUAUUUGAUACACUGCCGAUUUUGCAGGUUUUCCUACUUACAAAGCAUGUAGAGGUCUGUAAUUUUUAUCAUAGGUACACUUCAACUGUGAGAGACGGAAUCUAAAACAAAAAUCCAGAAAAUCACAUUGUAUGAUUUUUAAGUAAUUAAUUUGCAUUUUAUUGCAUGACAUAAGUAUUUGAUCACCUACCAACCAGUAAGAAUUCCGGCUCUCACAGACCUGUUAGUUUUUCUUUAAGAAGCCCUCCUGUUCUCCACUCAUUACCUGUAUUAACUGCACCUGUUUGAACUUGUUACCUGUAUAAAAGACACCUGUCCACACACUCAAUCAAACAGACUCCAACCUCUCCACAAUGGCCAAGACCAGCGAACUGUGUAAGGACAUCAGGGAUAAAAUUGUAGACCUGCACAAGGCUGGGAUGGGCUACAGGACAAUAGGCAAGCAGCUUGGUGAGAAGGCAACAACUGUUGGCGCAAUUAUUAGAAAAUGGAAGAAGUUCAAGAUGAAAGUCAAUCAACCUCGGUCUCGGGCUCCAUGCAAGAUCUCACCUCGUGGGGCAUCAAUGAUCAUGAGGAAGGUGAGGGAUCAGCCCAGAACUACACGGCAGGACCUGGUCAAUGACCUGAAGAGAGCUCCGACCACAGUCUCAAAGAAAACCAUUAGUAACACACUACGCCGUCAUGGAUUAAAAUCCUGCAGCGCAUGCAAGGUCCCCCUGCUCAAGCCAGCGCAUGUCCAGGCCCGUCUGAAGUUUGCCAAUGACCAUCUGGAUGAUCCAGAGGAGGAAUGGGAGAAGGUCAUGUGGUCUGAUGAGACAAAAAUAUAGCUUUUUGGUCUAAACUCCACUCGCCAUGUUUGGAGGAAGAAGAAGGAUGAGUACAACCCCAAGAACACCAUCCUAACCGUGAAGCAUGGAGGUGGAAACAUCAUUCUUUGGGGAUGCUUUUCUGCAAAGGGGACAGGACGACUGCACCGUAUUGAGGGGAGGAUGGAUGAGGCCAUGUAUCGCGAGAUCUUGGCCAACAACCUCCUUCCCUCUGUAAGAGCACUGAAGAUGGGUCGUGGCUGGGUCUUCCAGCAUGACAACGACCCGAAACACACAGCCAGGGCAACUAAGGAGUGGCUCCGUAAGAAGCAUCUCAAGGUCCUGGAGUGGCCUAGCCAGUCUUCAGACCUGAACCCAAUAGAAAAUCUUUGGAGGGAGCUAAAAGUCCGUAUUGCCCAGCGACAGCCCCGAAACCUGAAGGAUCUGGAGAAGGUCUGUAUGGAGGAGUGGGCCAAAAUCCCUGCUGCAGUGUGUGCAAACCUGGUCAAGACCUACAGGAAACGUAUGAUCUCUGUAAUUGCAAAAAAGGUUUUUGUACCAAAUAUUAUGUCAUGCAAUAAAAUGCAAAUUAAUUACUUAAUUCAGUCUAAUAUGGCCAAUCAGGACACAGAACACAAUUUAUGAGUUAAUAAAAUGUUCCUAUCCUCAUCAUUAAUUAUGUUUAAGAAGGCUAAAAAGGCAGCAUGGAAUUCCUGACUGACCAUACUGCCAUGGCUAUAAACUGAAAAAAAAAGAUGUAAGAGCGCUUCCCUGGUGGAGCAGAGCAUAAAAGACCUGGAUUGAGAUUAAAUUCUGUUCAAAUGUCUUAUGAAUUAAGUAAUGUGCAGUUUGUCAACAUAUGUAGUGUAAAAAUAUGUUUGUAUGAUUAAAUGUCCUAUAAAUGAAAUUAAAAUGCCAUGUGUGUCUAUAUCACCUUGUAGUGUUCCUACAAUACAAUCCUCAAAUGUGAAUUCCAAUCAAAUCUGGAGAGAACUAUAAUGGGGAUGUAUUCCAAACUGCUUUCUUUUGCUUUAAGGAGCUACAUAAAAAUGUGCAUGCUGCGAAUGUUGUGGUAAUAUUAUGUCAAACGUAAAUAUAAAAUGUUCUAAAUGUUAUUGAAAUGUUCUGAGGACCUCCGAGAUAAGGUAAAAUGUAUAUUGUGUCAACAUCAAUGGAAUAUUAUGUUAAACCUAAAACAAAUAUGCUAUGAAUGUCAUAAAAACUGACUUAUUUGGAAAUUGUGGAACAUUAUGCAACAUUGUGGGAAUGUUCUGUGCAACCUUAAACAUUGUAUGAACAUUGUAUGAAUGUCAUCAUAACUGAGCAUAUUUUGUGUUUUGGAAACCUAUCUCUUGUAAUGUAUCCACACUGUUCCCACAACCUAAAUGUUCAGGGAACCAUUAAAUAACUCAGAAUGGCUGUUCUGAAAAAAAAAAUGCAACAUCAAAUGAAUGUUUUGUGCACCCUGAUACAAACAUUAUCUGAAUGUCAGCACAACUGGACAGUUUUAGUUUUUUGUGAACCUAUCUCAUCAUAUACAUAUAAUGUUCCCACAACCUAAAUAAACAUUCUGGAAACCUUUAAAUAACAGAUUAAAUGUGUUCUGUGAAUGUUCUUGCAACAUCUGGUGAAUUAUUUUUGCACCCUAAAAUAAACAUUGUAGAAUCAUCUGCACAAGUGGACAGUUUUUGUGUUUAGGGAACCUAUCUCAUCAUAUACAUAUAAUGUUCCCACAACCUAAAUAAACAUUCUGGAAACCUUUAAAGAACCGAUUAAAUGUGUUUUGGGAACAUUCUUGCAACAUCAGGUGAAUGAUUUAUACAAACAUUCUAUAAUCAUCAGCACAUUUUUACAUUUUAGUCAUUUAGCAGACGCUCUUAUCCAGAGCGACUUACAGUUAGUGAGUGCAUACAUUUUCAUACUGGCCCCCCGGGAAACGAACCCACAACCCUGACGUUGCAAGCGCCAUGCUCUACCAACUGAGCUACAAGGGACUUAAAUCUGGGACGUUUUUGUGUUAUGAGAAUAUUUGCCGCGCCCUAACGAAUGUUCUGGGAACUUUUACAGAACCAAUUUUUGUUUGUUGGGUCAAUGUUGUCCACAAAUGACAUCAACAGUGAACACUACAUACUGUGUCAUAUGAAAUAUAUCUUAUUAAAAGUAAAAUGAAGGUAUACUUGCACUCUGAUGUAGGGUUGCAAAAUUCUGGUAAUUUCCAGGAUUUCCAGAAAUCAUGGUCAGAUGAUUCCUGAUUUCCUUCUUAUUACCCCAUGAUUAUGGAAAUCUUCCAACCAGGAUUUCUGGGAAUUUUGGGCAAGUUAGAGGAAUUUAAUACUCUGAUGAUACUGUUUGCAGGUCCGGCUGCAGGGAUUAACAGGUAAUGUCCAGUUUGACCACUAUGGACGCAGGGUCAACUACACCAUGGACGUGUUUGAGCUGAAAAACAACGGACCCAGGCGGGUAAGAAGACUAGUACUGUGACCGCCUCACCCACCUGUGCUGCAGCUCACUGCCUCCCCACUUGUGCUGCACCUUACUGCCCACGCUAUCCAGCUAUCAUACCAUAACGCAGUCAUUUGAAAACAUAACAACUAUACGUUUGAAUAUCUAUUCUAGCCAUCACCAUAAGAGCUAUACCAUAAUACCACUAUACCAUAAUAACUCAAUCAUAUUGAAAACAUAAUAUGCAAAUUUGAACAAUUAAUAACUGUAUGUUUAAUUUCAUUCCGUUUGAAAUGACAGAAUAGAGCGAACUUCAUGUCAUUAUCUUUUUAUCUGUUUAGUAUUGUCUGUGUGUCUGUAGAAUCUAUGUAUUGUGUAUCAGUGAUCUCAAAAGUUUCUGCAUGAAUAGUAUACUCAGGCUUCGACUUUGUGUGUGUGUGUAUGUUUAGUGCUGUGUGUGUAUGUUUAGUGCUUUGUGUGUAUGUUUAGUGCUGUGUGUGUACUGUUUGUGCAGGACUCCAGCCAACUACGGUAGGUGGACAGAGAGCGGUUGAGCAGUAGAGAGAGAGGGGGAUGGAGGGAAGAGAGGAAGAGGGGGGUGAAGUGGAGGGUUGGAGAGGAAGAGGGGAGGAGGAGUGUGUUCAUCAAUCAGCAGGCUGCUUGGGCCUGCCCGCUGGCUGGCUGCGCACGCUAGGGUUCCUGUUAGGACAGGAGGGAGGGGGGCUGGGCACACACACACGCGCGCGAACAUACAGACACAUCCAUGCAUGCACAUGCGUGCACACACACACUCACGCAAGCACACACACACACCUCUCCACCGCCCCCCAAAGCUUGUCAAUCAUUCUUACCCUCAGCAGAGAGAGAGAGGAGCAGUUCACUGCCAGCCCGCCAUCACUUCCUCCCUCCCCCCCCCCACCCCCCCCCACCCCCCACUGCCGUCUUCUUUCUCCAUGGCAGACACCACCAGGAUAAUAUAGAACCCUGUCUAGCUUUAUUAUAUAACAUGUAUAAAACAGUAUAUAAGAAAAACAAUUUAUAUGGCAGACAUAUUGACUUCCUUAGCUUGACUCACCUAUUAUACGUACUGUAUACUAAAAAACUAAACAUAGUGUACUUUAAUGUACUCUACAAGCAUACAAUUUGUGUGGCUCUUAUCCUUUGCUUGUAUACACACAAAAUAUCUCAGAUACUCUCACAAAUCCUAACACCAAAUAAUGAACACAAAAAUACUGGAAACUACACACCAAAGAACACAUUCACUACGGUGAGUAAUCAAGACAAACACAUUCACAACAAAGAAAGUAUAUUAUGCAUGCAUGCGCACACACUGUACACACACUGCACACACACUGUACUACAUAAUGUACACACACUGUACACACAUUCUACACACACACCCUCUACACACACACACCCCUGCAUUUGACUCACUGUCCUCUCUUUGUCUCCAGAUGGGUUACUGGACGGAUUCAGAUAAGCUGGUUCUGAUCCAGAAUGAAGCCCUCCUUCCCAAUGAAAUCAUGGAGAACAGAACUGUUGUAGUCACCACUAUCAUGGUAAGACGCACUACAACCCUACACACACACAUGCGCAUACGUGCACACACACACAAAGAGACACGUGUGCACACACACGGAAGAGACACACAAGCACACAAGCACAAACGAGACACAGACACACACACCCUCUAGUGCGCACAUGUCUUAAUGUUCUCCCGGAAAGGGCUUUACUCUACCUUCCUUUGCCUCAGGCAGAUGUUCAAUCACACAAACACAAACAUAAUCCAACACACUCACCAACAUUGGCACUGCAGAUGCUUUUAAGACGUUGUUACGCUAGGCGUGAUUGAGAUGUCAUUGUAAACAUGUCACUGUAAGUGCAGUACCUACCAUGACUAGUCUAGUCCCCUUUAUAAAAUGCAUGAGCUGCACUCUGUAUCCUUGCCAGAGACUGCUACACAUGCAUUUUAAGAGUUGUCAGUUAAUGAGGCCAGACAAAGUGAGAUUCUAUACUCAAACACGCACACACACACACAUGCGCAUGCACACACACACACACAUGCACGCACACAGAAACUCUCUGGGAGGACGUGUGCUGUGAUGUCAGAAGGUUGUGUCCUCCUACACAACCCUCGUUGUUUACUUAGUGGGCCUAUUUACUAGGGCUCAGGACCCAAAUGAUACCUUGGACAUUUGGUUUCUCCUCCUUUUUGCACUGAUACUGUAACACUGUCUGCACCACAAUUCAAAAUGGCAGCCGGUUGCAUGUAAUGUGAACUUUGGGUAUUAAAUCAGGAUUGUCACACUACUGAGCUGAACCGAGCCGAGCCAAACCAAGCUGUGCUGAGCUGGCCUGGUAAUGCAUUCAUCCUAGUUGCUGGAACCGGGCUGAUUAGGACAAUGUGAAAAGAAAAUAUCCGGGGCCAGCACAGUUUGGUUCGGGUCGGCAUGAUAGUGUGAAAAGGGUGAAGAUUUACUGUGUUUCUGAAAGUAAAGGUGGUUGGUUAGAUAGAGGAGAUGGAGAGAACAGGGUAAGGAAAGACAAAGUGAGUAGAGGAGGGAUGGAAAUGGGAUUGGAGAGUCAUACCUCAGCAGAAUCCUCCUCUUUUCAGCCCCUGGUGAGGAACCCCAUUUUAAGAAACUGAGAAACUGGACACAAGCAGAGCCCAAAUGACACAUCCCUUUUUGGGAGACUGACGGACAGUGUUGGACACAGCCAGAGACAAAAUGAACCCCCUAAAGAAUUCUAACGCACACCGUAUUAGGAAACUGACCCAAGGGAAGGAUCUAUCCAGAGCCAAAGUGAACCCCUUCAAGAAGACCCAAAAUGGACACAGUCUGACCAAACGUUAAAGAAAAUGAACAAGAAUAUGGCAAGAUAGGAGCCACAAUGGACACUUCUUCCUGCCUAAAGACACAAAAAUGAUUGUUCUUCUUAUCAAACGUCACAUCAACAUGACUGCACUUAACUGUGUGUGUGUGUGUGUGUGUAUGUGUGUGUGUGUGUGUGUGUGUGUGUGUAUGCGUGCAAUUGGUCUCAACCAACUCUAGGAUAUAAAUGUUCUCAUUACAUGAAUUUCCAUGCCUGGCAUAUUGCAGGUGAUUAUGGCUAAUACAGUAUUUGAUAUUGAAAUGCAAAAAUGUAGGAAUGGAUGUUGAGAUUUUAACGAACUAGCUUAAAAAAUGCUCUGAGGCUGCUCUGAAUCCGUCAGUUUCCAUUCAGUUUUUGUAUAUAACAGCUUUAUAAUACACCUUCAAAAGCACUGCCUAAGAAAAAUACAUAAUACAUUUGGAUAAUUUCAGUUCAUACACAUCACCAGGCUUUUAUAGAGCAUGAUAAUAUCAGUGUUUAACCAUGCCGGCUGUGUCGGAUAGCGUCUCUAAUGUGUGUUUGCGCUUGAUAAUGCACUUGAUAAUGUUUGUUUACUGUAAUAUACACUAAUUAAGCUUUUACUUCAGUAUUACAUUCUGUGGCGACUACAAUAAGCCGAAACAGUAACACAACUGUUUUGGCAAUGCAUUGAACCUCAACUGUGCAGAAGUCUGUUAUUGUCAAAUACGAAGUUGAUUGAUAAAGUUUUGAGAGUAGAUGGAUGAGAUAUCAGGAGUAAGGCAUCCAUAUUAGGAAGUUGUCAGUUGUUAGACUUCCUAAUAUGGAUGCCGUCUAUGAGCUCCCCCUUGAUUCACCUAUGGUGAAGUUUCAUCUCCACACUAAACUUUGACGAAUGGAAAUUAGGUUUUUACUCGACUCUGCAAGUAAAAAUAGAAGAGAGAGAAAGAGAGAGGUGGGGAAAAGCUGGCAUGUUUUGUGAACAUCAAACCGGAAGGGACAAUGAAAUGUGAAGGGAACUCGGGAGUUGGCAUUCACACGGCGGAGGGGGAGCUUAGUUUGUUGUCCAUGCAAUGCUUUUGUUUGUGGUUUUUCUGGCUUUCAUCAGCUACCAUAUGGCCAAAGGAACGCUCCAGUGAAAAGAGUCAGGCAGGUACUGUAGCGUCUGUUCAGCUGUUUAUCAUGUUAAUAUGCUAUUCUUUCUGAUGACAAGCCUUCAUUUGGACUGGUAUAGGAAUCAUUCAUCCACAGUGGUAGCUCUGAAUAUGGCUAAUCUCGAGACUGACAGCAAACGCCUUUGUCUGUCGCUCACCUGAUUCAUAGGCUAUUUUUUAUUGUUGUUAAGUCGAUAAUGAAUAUACUUUAUAACAAUGGCACUCUGACUGAAUAUAUUUCGGCAGAGCUUUGAACCGCACACUUUUCUAAGCCUACAGUAUUGAAUGUCCCCUUAUGGUCUUGAGGUAAACAUCAUGUUUUAACCUUCUCAGAGUGUACGUGGGAUAACGUUGCGCCAAAACCCUACAAGGGACCUAAGGAGAACAUCACCUAAUGUCCUUAGAAUGGCCCCUGUUUGCUGGGGGUAUGUUAGAAUAAGAAAGGUAUGUCAGAAUCAGAAAUCGGGGUAGCCUCCAGUACAUAUCCAAUCAAUACCCACUACUACAGCUAGCAUAUGUCUCCUAUUUCACCAUGAGGAAUGAGAGAUGGCUUUAAGAUUGUUCUCAUUCAUCAAAUACCAAUUUCCACCUCAUAUCAAGGACAAGGCAACUGAAUGGUGCUUUACUCCAACAGCAGCAGCUGGGGGACUUACUGAGAGCACCUCAACGUUUUCAAAUAUAUUUUUCCACUCAUGCUUGGAAUGUGCUCAACUUACUGAAUGUCAUGCAGCCAAGUGAAAAAUAAAAGUUUGAUUUGUGCCAUAAGUGGUUGGUGAUGACUGCGACACAGAGAUGUUUAGAGAGAGAGAGAGACAGAGAGAGAGUCAAUAGUAUAUAGUCAAGAACCAUCAUUUUGAUGCUUAUUAUUGUACAUACUCCUCACCUAUCACACAGACUGUGUAUCUGUCAAUUCGAUUGUCAACUCCAACUCACACACUUACUGGACUCUCUUCCUUCUACUAAUGUGCGUGUGCGCGUGUGUGUAACGGCAUGUCUAAUUGGGUUCAUUACCCACUGAGACAAGGGGUGUGGGAGAUUAUUGACCGGCCUGUCAGCCAUGAUCAACUUGGACGUGGAGAGUCUGGAAACGUUUAAAAUCUGCUGCUGACUUUCAGCAUUCUUUCAGAGUUCUUUAAGCAUUUUGAAUGUUUUUUCAAUGUUCAACGUCCUUUCUGUCUGUCUCUAUCUCUGUCUGUCUCUCUCUGUCUUUCUGUCUGUCUUCAUCUGUCUCUCUCUGUCUGUCUGUCUCGCUUUCUUUCUUUUCUCUGUCUUUCUCUCCCCCUCACUUUCUCUUUCUUUCUCUUUCACUCUUUGUCUGUUUUUCUCUCCCCCCCCCCCUCUCUCUCUGUCUUUCUCUCCCCUUCUGUCUCUCUCUCUGUCUGUCUGUCUGUCUGUCUGUCUGUCUGUCUGUCUGUCUGUCUGUCUGUCUGUCUGUCUGUAUGUCUCUCUCUCUCUCUCUCUCUCUCUCUCUCUCUCUCUCUCUCUCUGUCUCUCUGUCUCUCUCUCUAUGUCUCUCUCUCUCUCUAUGUCUCUCUCUGUCUCUCUCUCUCUCUCUCUCUCUGUCUCUGUCUCUGUCUCUUUCAUACUGUAUCAGAGUACCAUUUUAAAUAAUAGCCAGUGUAACGUUCAAUAGAUGUUUUAUCGUCCACAUCUGUGUUCAAGAAGUUGAAACAUUUGUACAUAAUCUUUGAACAGGAACUCCAUAUUCAUAGAAAAGCAAUCGUGUGCAUCCAUUUUGAAAGACCACACAAUAUCAUACUGUAACCACUAUUUGUUGCUGAAUUGUGUAGGCCUAUUUCUUGGUCAUGUCUACAACAUACAUACUGUACGUGUUUGUGCACGCUUGUUUGCUAUCUGUCUAUUUUUGAGUGAAAGAACAAAGUUAAUCCAACGAGCAAAACUGGUUGAAAUGACGUAAUCAGUACGUUAUAAUCACGUCAAUUCAAACAGUUUAAAAAAUUUAUUAAAAUAAUAUCACUUCAACAACAUUUUGAAACUGGUAGAAUUUACAUCAUUAUGUCACUCAUUAUGACCUGGUGUCAACCAGUUAUGCUCGCUGGGUAAGUCAGUGUCUGUGAGUGGCGGACAUGUUUGCCAGUUUGACCCUGUGGUCCCUGUGGUGUGUGUGUCACUUUGUAGGAGGGUCCAUAUGUCAUGUUGAAGAAGAAUUGGGAGUUGUACGAGGGCAACGACCAGUAUGAAGGCUACUGCGUGGACCUGGCCUCGGAGAUUGCCAAACACAUUGGCAUCAAGUACAAGAUUGCUAUCGUGCCCGACGGAAAGUACGGCGCCCGGGACCCGGAGACCAAGAUUUGGAAUGGCAUGGUUGGGGAGCUGGUGUACGGGGUAAGAGGGACAGGGGACUGAGGGGUGGGGUAGGGGGUGUCUGUGUGUGCGCUUGUGUGUGUGUGUGUGUGUGUGUGUGUGUGUGUGCGCGCACACCUUGAUUUUGUUGACCCACUUUUUAUGUUUAUUUUAUGCUGGGUUUCACUCACAUUUGACAUUUCUAAAUCUGUUUAGUUAAAGGCAACCAAUGAACUGAAAGACACAGAAUCAGUUGUUUUAAACACAAAACACAGAUGGCUUUAUAUCUGUUGAAGUUGUCAGUUACCUUGACCAAACUAAACCUUGGGAUAGGGGAUCUUUUGGUGCUUAUUAGGGUGGAAAAAUUCUGUUAACUUUUCCAGAAUCCUGUUAACUUUUCCAGAAUUCCAGAAAUCCUUCCAGAUUCCCACUUGAUUCCUGGAAUCUCACAACCGGGAUCAAAAUAAAUAAAUAAAGGGAAUUUGGGGAAUGUUAGCGGAAUUGUGCAAUCCUAGUGCUUACAGCUAAGAGAUACAGGCUGUUACAAGGUGCUGGUGCUAGGGGCUAGAGCUGGGACCAGUGUAGUGAGUUUAGUUUGAUAGAGGUGUAGGGGUUAAAGAGUGCUUUGUGUGUGAUGUGUUAAGUGUAAGAGGUGAGAGGGUUAAAUGAUGCCGGUGCUUAGCUACCUCCUGUAUGUUGCUAAGAGAUAACAGGAUUCAUGUACAGGUGUAGGGGGUGUUUGUACUAGGGGUGAAAAAUGAAAGUACUGUACUUCAAAAGUGUGUGUGUGUGUGUACAUGCGUGUGUGUGUGAAGGCUUAGAGAAAUUGCAGGGCUCUUACGGUGCAGAGGGAAGCUGUGAGCCCAGAGCUUACCCGUCAGCACUUUGCUGUCUCUAAGACCUUGCCUGGUGACCAUUCACCCUCUGACAGUCCUUUUCAAAGCCUGUGUCACCGUAAAAGGUCUCCCCCCAUUUCAGCCCUGUCAUGUAUUUGAAUGCUUCCUCAAUGCAAGCCAACCUGUCACCUUAGUAAAUUUAUGCUGAGGAUGAGGGAAUUUGUAUCUCUGUUUUUUCUCUCUCUCUCCAUCCAUGCAACGUGUUGGCUUGUUGUAAUAUAAAAAACGUUCAUUUAUUUUUUUGCGGAUAAAUCCCAAAUUCCCCACUGCAGACAUCCAGGCAGGAAAGGUCGGAAGUGUUGCUAAAUCACUAACAAUAAUCUGGUUUGUGGAUUUGCCGCAAAGAAGCAAUACGCGCUCUCACAGAACCUGUAUCCAAUUUUUGCCAUCUUGUGUUGUAAGCAUAUUUCUCCAACGGCGUUAUUUGAUUCCAUUCUCCUUCCGAUCCGCGGCCUUUCGAAUUAAGCCGUUAGGAUUAGAGCUACUGCCCGUGUUUUUCUAUUCCAAACUGGAUCAUUGUAAGACGUGUUCAAUCAAAACAAGUGGCAAAAUGAAAUGAAAAAAGGCGGGAUGGGGAGGAAAUACUGGUGAUUGUUGUUGUUGUUGUUGUUGUUGUUGUUGUUUGGUUUGUGAUUGGCAUACUUAGUGAUUGUGUCAGAAAGGAGGAUAGAUACAGUGCAUUCGGAAAGUAUUCAGACCCCUUGACUUUUCCACAUUUUGUUACUUUACAGCCUUAUUCCAAAAUUGAUUAAAUACUUUUUUAAAUACAAAAUUGAUUAAAUACUCAGACCCUUUACUCAGUACUUUGUUGAAGCACCUUCAUUUGCACCUGUAUUUGGGGAGUUUCUCCCAUUCUUCUCUGCAGAUCCUGUCAAGCUCUGUCAGGUUGGAUGGGGAGCAUCGCUGCACAGCUAUUUUCAGGUCUCUCUAGAGAUGUUAGAUCGGGUUCAAGUCUGGCUGGGCCACUCAAGGACAUUCAGAGACUUGUCCCGAAGCCACUCCUGCGUUGUCUUGGCUGUGUGCUUAGGGUCAUUGUCCUGUUGGAAGGUGAACCUUCGCCCCAGUCUGAGGUCCUGAACGCUCUGCAGCAGGUUUUCAUCAAGGAUCUCUCUGUACUUUGCUCCGUUCAUCUUUCACUCGAUCCUUAUUAGUCUCCCAGUCCCUGCCGCUAAAAAACAUCCCCACAGCAUGUUGCUGCCACCACCACGCUUCACCGUAGGGAUGGUGACAGGUUUCCUCCAGACGUGACAUUUUGCAUUCAGGCCAAAGAGUUCAAUCUUGGUUUCAUCAGACCAGAGAAUCUUGUUUCUCAUGGUCUGAGAGUCCUUUAGGUGCCUUUUGGCAAACUCCAAGUGGGCUGUCAUGUGCCUUUUACUGAGGAGUGGCUUCCAUCUGGCCACUCUACCAUAAAGGCCUGAUUGGUGGAGUGCUGCAGAGAUGGUUGUCCUUCUGGAAGGUUCUCCCAUCUCCACAGAGGAACUCUGGAGUUCUAUCAGAGUAACCAUCGGGUUCUUGGUCACCUCCCUGACCAAGGCCCUUCUCCGCCGAUUGCUCAAUUUAGCCAGGCGGCCACCUCUAGGAAGAGUCUUGGUGGUUCCAAACUUCUUCCAUUUAAGAAUGAUGGAGGCCACUGUGUUCUUGGGGACCUUCAAUGCUGCAGAAAUAUUUUGGUGUACUUCCUUAGAUCCGUACCUCGACACAAUCCUGUCUUGGUGCUCUACGGAAAAUUCCUUUCGACCUCAUGGCUUGGUUUCUGCUCUGACAUGCACUGUCAACUGUGGGACCUUAUAUAAAUCAUGUCCAAUCAAUUGAAUUUACCACAGGUGGACUCCAAUCAAGUUGUAGAAACAUCUCAAGGAUGAUCAAUGGAAACAGGAUGCACCUGAGCUCAAUUUUGAGUCUCAUAGCAAAGGGUCUGAAUACUUAUGUAAUUAAGGUAUUUCUGUUUUUUUUUUUUUUAUACAUUUGCAAACAUUUCUAAAAACCUGUUUUCACUUUGUGAUUAUGGGGUAUUGUGUGUAGAUUGAUGAGAAUUACAUUUUACUUAAUCCAUUUUAGAAUAAGGCUGUAACGUAACAAAAUGUGGAAAAAGGGAAGGGGUCUGAAUACUUUCCGAAUGCACUGUAGAUGUGUGAAUGGUCGACUAGGAAGACAGAGUUCUCGGGCAGUAUCCAUCAAGCGUCUCAGUAUAGGAAUGAUGAUUUAGGAUCAGUUUUGCCUUUUAGAUAAUAUUACAUUGACAGGAGGGACCUGAUCCUAGAUCAGCAGUCCGGCUCUGAGAUACUUGAUACAUACAGCCCCUGGCUUUUCUGGCUCUGACAUACUGUAGCUGAUCUUAUAUGUAUAGUAUGUCCUUUUGGGAACAAUUAAUCUUUAGUACAAUAUAUUUGGAUAGGGGCUCGCCUCAGGCUCACACUCACUCACUGUAGUGCGUGAAGUUGACAGUGCUGAAUAAGGUGGAAGGAGAACAAAAAACAGAUACUGUCUACUGUAGUCUACCUUUUUGUCCACCGUUUUGUCUACUGUUGUCUACUGUUUUGUCUACUGUUGUCUAUUCUUCUGUUGACUGUUGUUUGUCUACAGUUUUAUUAGGUGCUUAGAUUACUCUCCAGUCAAAAGGCUAACCACUUCCCCCCUUUCCCCUUCCUUCUCUCCUUCUCUCCCCCCGGCCCACAUGAAGAAAGCGGAAAUCGCUGUGGCCCCAUUGACAAUCACACUGGUCCGGGAGGAGGUGAUCGACUUCUCCAAGCCCUUCAUGUCGCUGGGCAUCUCCAUCAUGAUCAAGAAGCCCCAGAAGUCCAAACCUGGGGUGUUCUCCUUCCUGGACCCGCUGGCCUACGAGAUCUGGAUGUGCAUUGUGUUCGCCUACAUUGGCGUAAGCGUGGUGCUCUUCCUGGUCAGCCGUUUCAGCCCGUACGAGUGGCACACCGAGGAGCCCGAGGAGGGCACCGACGGUCCGCCCAGCGACCAGCCCCCCAACGAGUUUGGCAUCUUCAACUCCCUCUGGUUCUCCCUGGGUGCCUUCAUGCAGCAGGGCUGUGACAUCUCCCCC
Molecule: messenger RNA, 30066 nt
Organism: Coregonus sp. 'balchen'
Lineage: Eukaryota; Metazoa; Chordata; Actinopteri; Salmoniformes; Salmonidae
Source: the annotation of a GenBank genome assembly